UGUAAGUCUUCUUUUUAGAAGGAUAUGGCUUUUUCAUUAUCUACUUUGUCACCAACAACAAGCAUUUUACUAAGUUUUAUCGGAAUCUUUGCCAUUUCCUUGGCUGCCUUUUGGGCAUCGGUCGAGGCUGAGACAGUAUCGGUGAACGUGACAGCUGGGGGUAUUAACUACGAGUUAGAAGUAUAUGAUGCUUCCAUCGCAGAAGAAUUAAAAAUAAAGUCUCAUGACUUUCCAAGCGAUUUUAUAUUUGGAGCUGGUACUUCCGCAGCCCAGAUUGAAGGGUCAGCAAACGAAUCAGGAAGAGGGCAGAGUAUUUGGGACAAUCUUCUUGCAAAAAGCAAAGCCCCUGCGGCACGUAAGUUCCCGAUAGCAAUCGAUUCAUAUAAGAGAUACAAGGAGGAUGUGAAGCAUGUGAAGGACCUUGGAGUAAAAUAUUAUAGAUUGUCCAUCUCUUGGGGUAGAAUUCUUCCAAAUGGAACAUUAAGUGGUGGAAUAAACCAGCAGGGUAUUGAUCAUUAUAACCGUUUAAUUGAUGAAUUGAUAAAAAAUGGCAUCGUACCCGUUGUUACAAUUUUGCACUUUGACUUUCCACAAAUUCUGGAAGAGAAGUAUGGCGGAUAUUUAAGUCGAUCAUUUGUGGAUGAUUUCAAGGACUACAGCGAAAUUUGUUUCAAAACAUUUGGGGACAGAGUAAAACAUUGGAUUACUAUAAAUGAGCCAAAAGUUAUUGCAACAUAUGGAUAUGAAAAAGGUUGGGCACCACCUCAAAGGUGUUCUCUCCCAGACAUGAAAUGCCCAAAUGGUGGUAAUUCAAGUACAGAACCUUACAUUGUAGCCCAUAACCUUAUCCUUGCCCAUGCUGUUGUAUAUAAGCUUUAUAAACAGAAAUAUGAGCUUCAAGGUGGAGUUGUUGGCAUUGCUCUGAAUUCAAAUUAUUAUGAACCUUAUAAUAAAUCAUCAGAAGACAAAGAAGCAGCUAAAAGACUACUAGACUUUCAUUUGGGAUGGUAUGUGGAACCAUUAGUUUACGGAGAUUAUCCAAAAAUUAUGAGAGAAUUGGUAAAGGAGAGGCUACCUGAAUUUUCUGAAAACGAGAAAUCUUUGCUGAAGGGUAGUUUUGAUUUCAUUGGAAUGAAUUAUUAUGUAUCAAGUUACGCACAAAAUAUGAAAGAACCUCCGUCUGGAAUUUUGCACCAUUCAGUGGAUUCAUUAGCAAAUGAGCUAGAGCAAAAAAAUGGACUUCCUCUUGGUUACCCAGUAAAUGGAAGUUAUCCACAAGGCAUGGAGAAAUUGCUGAAAUUUAUGAAGGAAAAGUAUCAAAGCCCAAAUAUCUACAUUUCAGAAAAUGGUGCAUAUGAGAUAAACGUUGACAAGCUACCAAUCGAACAAGCAUUAAAAGAUCCUCAUCGAAUUACCUAUGUUCUUCGACAUUUGAAUGCUGUACGUAAUGCUAUAAAGAGUGGUGUUAAUGUUAAAGGGUACUUCUAUUGGUCAGUAUUCGACAGCUUUGAAUGGGGAAUGGGCUUAAUAUUCAGAUAUGGAUUUUACUACAUUGACUUCAACAAUAAUUUGGAACGCAUACCCAAAGUAUCUCUUAAGUGGUUUCAUGAUUUUCUUCAAUCAAAUUGACAUCGAUGUCUCCCUUAAACAGAAAAUCUCAUUCAUUGUCACCACCUUUAUUGCUUUGUAAAAUGUACAACAAAAUUGGUUAUAAAUAAAGU
Messenger RNA from Ziziphus jujuba (common jujube), 1721 nucleotides. Its product is annotated as beta-glucosidase 13. Gene Ontology annotation, molecular function: beta-glucosidase activity. The record is from RefSeq and is a predicted model, not a curated record. The coding region runs from base 25 to 1629 and encodes 534 amino acids. The transcript has 14 exons. Gene Ontology annotation, biological process: carbohydrate metabolic process. NCBI's taxonomy places the organism in Eukaryota, Viridiplantae, Streptophyta, Magnoliopsida, Rosales, Rhamnaceae.